AUGAUAAUGAAUCACUUGCUCUGGCUGCUUUCACUCAUCUUUCCCCAACUGAGCUCUCCAGUCAUGUUGCUAAAGAGGACUGAUGGGAAUCUCCUGCACACCUGGAACAAUUUGAUGGAGGGAGAUAAAAUGGUGCUCCACAGAUCCAAACGGGACUGGAUGUGGAGGCAAUUCUUUCUGUCAGAGGAAUACAUGGGAAGUAACUAUCAGUAUGUCGGCAAGCUUCGUUCAGACAAAGAUACAGGGGAUGGCACUGCCAGAUACGUUCUCUCUGGGGAAGGAGCAGGCACAGUUUUUCGUAUCGAUGAGAAGUCUGGGGAUUUACAUGCUACUCAAAGACUGGACAGAGAGGAAAAGUCCUCAUACACACUGCAGGCCCAGGCUUUCAACAAGAUCACGGGCCUCCCACUGGAGCCUGCCACUGAAUUCAUUGUCAAGAUACAUGAUAUCAAUGACAAUGAGCCCAAAUUUGCCAAGGCUGUUUACACUGCCAGUGUGCCUGAAAUGUCAGAUGUUGGUACUUUUGUGAUAGAAGUCAAUGCCACUGAUGCAGAUGAUGCCACCUACGGUAACAGUGCUAAACUUGUGUACAGCAUUCUGCAAGGGCAACCAUAUUUCUCUGUGGAGCCUGAGACAGGAAUUGUCAGAAUAGCCCUGUCCAACAUGGACCGGGAAGUGCGGAAGGAGUACCAGGUGGUUAUACAAGCUAAAGACAUGGCAGGACAGAUGGGUGGUCUGUCUGGAACCACUAUGGUCAACGUCACUCUUACAGAUGUUAAUGACAGCCCACCACGUUUCGCUUACAGUUCUUACCACCUAAGCACAUACGAGUCAACAGAAAUUGGAUCAACAGUCGGUCGAAUCAAAGCCAAUGAUGGUGAUGAGGGUGAAAAUGCUGAAAUGAAAUAUAGAAUUGUGGAUGGAGAUGGAAAAGAAUACCUUGAUAUAAUUACGGAUGACAUUACACAAGAGGGUGUAAUCGUUGUUAGAAAGAAACUGGACUAUGAAAGCAAGCGAGUGUACACUGUGAAAGUGGAGGUGACUAACACACACCAGGACCCCAACUUCUUUCAUCUGGGCCCAUUCUUAGACACAGCCAUCGUCAAGGUCACAGCCAAAGAUGUGGAUGAGCCGCCUGUCUUCAGUAGACCCCAGUAUGUCUUUGAGGUCAAUGAGGACACACCAAAAGGAGCAGCAAUUGGAACUAUUACAGCCUGGGACCCUGAUGCCACAGAUUACCCAAUCCAAUAUGCCAUAGAUCAGCACACAGAUCCUGAGAGACUUUACCACAUUGUCCCCAAGAAUGGAUCCAUCACAAUUCUGAAGUCUCUUGACAGGGAAGUGUCGAAGUGGCACAACAUCUCAGUCCUGGCCAGUGAGAUGAAUAACCCUCACCAAAGAAGCCGUGUUCCUGUGUUGAUAAAGGUUUUGGAUGUGAAUGACAAUGCUCCAGAAUUUGCAAUGUUUUAUGAGACAUUUGUGUGUGAGAAUGUAAAAGCUGGGCAGCAUAUACAGACAAUCAGUGCCAUCGACACAGAUGAACCUCUUCUGGGUCACAAAUUUGUAUUCAGUUUGAAUUUCCUGAAUCCAAACUUCACCAUCUUUGAUAAUGAAGAUAACACAGCCAGAAUUUUGACCAGAAGAAGUGGAUUUAACAGGCGUGAAAUGAGUAUAUACUAUCUGCCAGUGGUUAUCUCCGAUGGCGACUACCCCAUCCAGAGCAGUACCAGCACGUUGACCAUUCGCGUGUGUAGCUGUGACGCCACUGGUAACAUGCGUUCCUGCAGCGUUGAUGCAUUACUGCUCUCUACUGGCCUCAGCACUGGGGCACUAGUGGCAAUACUGCUCUGCAUCCUCAUCCUGCUUAUGAUCGUGGUCCUGUUCUCAGCUCUAAAGAAGCAGAGGAGGAAGGAGCCCCUGAUCAUCUCCAAAGAGGACGUGAGGGAUAACGUGGUGAGCUAUAACGAUGAAGGGGGUGGCGAGGAGGACACGCAGGCCUUUGAUAUCGGCACAUUGCGUCACCCAGAGGUGAUUGAGAGCAACAAGCUAAGGCGUGACAUCAUCCCUGAGAUGCUGUUUCAAUAUCACAGACCUUCACCCUUAAAGGAGUGUGCAGAUGUCAGAGACUUCAUUAUUAACAGACUGCAAGAAAAUGACACAGACCCUUUCGCACCUCCCUAUGACUCUCUCGCCACUUAUUCUUAUGAGGGCAAUGGAUCAAUUGCUGAAUCACUGAGCUCACUGGAGUCCACUGUGACUGAGGGAGACCAUGAAUACAAUUACCUCUCUAACUGGGGCCCGCAGUUUAAAAAGCUUGCUGACAUGUACAUUGGGAAGGAUAUAGGAGUUGCCCACUAGACUGCUAUUCAAAUACCAUUUGUAUUCUCUGUACGUAUGCUUGGCUCUCAGUCUGGGCUGUGAGACAUAACUUGAAAGGGAAAAAAAGGAUACACUUCAAAUUAAGUCCUUUUUUCCUUUGUUUUUCUACCAGCACAACCUGAAAUUUCACAUUUAUGAUGGAUUCGUCGUGGACGGUGUUGUGAUGAGGUGAUUUUGUGUUAAUAGAAGAAGUGAUGGUGAUUUUAUUUUCUUCUCUUUUUCACUAGCAGAAAAAUAAACAUUAAUGAAAGCAAAAUGAAUGGAUGAUUUUGUGACUUCAAAAAGAGGAACAGUGACAAUAAUUUUUUCGUGGGACAGUUUGUAAAGGACCCUCCCCGGUUCCUCUUCCUUCAUAGAUUGUCUUAUCCCAACAUACUGCAUUACAAAUCAUACAGUAUGCUAUUUGACAACACCAUGUUUCAUGGUUCCAUGCUGUCAUGACAAAUGAAAUUUGCACUCUUUUAAUUUAUUUUAUUUUUUUAUUUAUUGCCCUUGCCGAUAUGGCUAUGUCAUCUUGGGCUUAGGGGAGACUGGGGUUGGUUGACACACUUUUCAUACUUUGUUGAAUA
Molecule: messenger RNA, 2948 nt
Organism: Myxocyprinus asiaticus (Chinese sucker)
Lineage: Eukaryota; Metazoa; Chordata; Actinopteri; Cypriniformes; Catostomidae
Product: cadherin-10-like
Exons: 11
Coding region: 1-2358 (785 amino acids)
Biological process (GO): cell-cell junction assembly; homophilic cell-cell adhesion; adherens junction organization
Cellular component (GO): adherens junction; plasma membrane; catenin complex
Molecular function (GO): calcium ion binding; cadherin binding
Source: RefSeq, a predicted model, not a curated record